This is a messenger RNA of Melozone crissalis (California towhee), 1497 nucleotides long. It is a transcript of the gene NUCB2, whose product is annotated as nucleobindin 2. The record is from RefSeq and is a predicted model, not a curated record. Bases 66 to 1433 code for a protein of 455 amino acids. The transcript has 13 exons. Gene Ontology annotation, cellular component: extracellular exosome; endoplasmic reticulum-Golgi intermediate compartment. Gene Ontology annotation, molecular function: calcium ion binding. Lineage: Eukaryota; Metazoa; Chordata; Aves; Passeriformes; Passerellidae.
GCCAUCGGCGCGCACCUCGCCCUCGAGCAGCCGCGGCUCCUCUCCUGCCGCAGCGGGACCCCAAGAUGAAGAUGUUAUCUGUGCUGCCCCAGCAGUGUCUGCUGCUGCUGACAUGUCUCCUAAUGGCCUUGGAAGCUGUACCUAUAGACAUAGAUAAGACAAAAGUCAAGGCAGAAGGCCAUGUAGAAGGAGAGAAGGUAGAAAAUCCAGAUACAGGACUUUAUUAUGAUGAAUAUCUCAGGCAAGUAAUAGAUGUCUUGGAAACUGAUAAGCAUUUCAGGGAGAAACUCCAGACUGCUGACAUAGAAGAAAUAAAGAGUGGAAAGCUAAGCAGAGAGCUUGAUUUAGUCAGCCACCAUGUGAGAACACGGCUGGAUGAACUAAAGAGACAAGAGGUAGCAAGAUUAAGAAUGUUAAUUAAAGCUAAAAUGGAUUCUGUUCAAGACACUGGUAUAGACCAUCAGGCUCUCCUUAAGCAGUUUGAGCACCUGAACCAUCAGAAUCCUGACACUUUUGAACCUAAAGACUUGGAUAUGCUGAUCAAAGCAGCUACAAGUGACCUGGAAAACUAUGAUAAGACUCGCCAUGAGGAGUUUAAGAAAUACGAGAUGAUGAAAGAACACGAGAGGAGAGAGUAUUUAAAAACACUGGAUGAAGAAAAGAGGAAGAAGGAAGAAUCCAAAUUUGAGGAGAUGAAGAAAAAGCAUGGAGAUCACCCUAAAGUUCACCAUCCUGGAAGCAAAGAUCAACUGAAAGAGGUGUGGGAAGAAGCAGAUGGACUAGAUCCUAAUGAAUUUGACCCCAAAACAUUUUUCAAAUUGCACGAUGUCAAUAAUGAUGGUUUCCUGGAUGAGCAAGAAUUAGAAGCCCUAUUUACUAAAGAGUUAGAAAAAGUUUAUGAUCCCAAGAAUGAAGAGGAUGACAUGGUUGAAAUGGAAGAAGAAAGGCUGAGAAUGAGAGAACAUGUAAUGAAUGAGGUUGACAUCAACAAGGACCGGCUAGUGACUUUGGAUGAGUUCCUGCGAGCUACAGAGAAAAAGGAAUUUUUGGAGCCAGACAGCUGGGAGACACUAGAUCAACAGCAGCUCUUCACCGAGGAUGAGCUGAAGGAAUUCGAAAAUCACAUUUCCCAGCAGGAAGAUGAACUUAGAAAGAAGGCAGAAGAACUUCAGAAACAGAAGGAAGAGCUACAGAGGCAGCACGAUCAGCUUCAGGCUCAGAAACAAGAGCUUCAGCAGGUUGUAAAACAGAUGGAGCAAAAGAAACUACAGCAAGGAAUUCCUCCUGCAGGACCAGGUGGAGAACUGAAAAUCCAACCCCCUGCUGAGCACAAAGCUGCAGAUGCAGCGCAGCACCCAGCAGGAGGAGAUCAGCCUUUACCACCAGGACACGUGCAAGAAGCAGCUGUCAGAACUGAUCCAGUUCACCCUUAACCACUCGUGCCUCAACUUUAUAGCAUCUUUAUUAUUUGGGGAGGGAGGGAGGGGUGGGGGGGGA